Messenger RNA from Ziziphus jujuba (common jujube), 1042 nucleotides. RefSeq names its product casparian strip membrane protein 1-like. The record is from RefSeq and is a predicted model, not a curated record. The transcript is spliced from 3 exons. The coding region runs from base 80 to 700 and encodes 206 amino acids. Lineage: Eukaryota; Viridiplantae; Streptophyta; Magnoliopsida; Rosales; Rhamnaceae.
GUAUAUACAUACUUAGUCCUUCUCUUCCAUACAUACAAUAUCUAUCAUAUAAUCUCAUCUUUGGAUUAACCAUCUAAAAAUGACCAACGGCGAGUCAUCCAUUUCCAUUGAAGUUCCUUCAGAAACAAGGAAGGAAGCUAAAGGCAAAGCACCUCUUAUAGCUGGUGGUACUCACAAGCAUGAAAGAAAAGGAGGAUGGAAGAAAGGCAUUGCCAUCCUCGAUUUCAUUCUCCGACUCAGUGCCACAGCCGCCGCCCUAGGCGCUGCUGCUGCCAUGGGAAAUAGCGAAGAGACUCUUCCUUUCUUCACUCAGUUCCUCCAGUUCCAAGCCAGCUAUGAUGAUUUGCCCACUUUCCAGUUCUUUGUCAUUGCAAUGGCGAUAGUUGGUGGUUACCUAGUCCUCUCCCUUCCCUUCUCCAUUGUCACCAUUAUCCGUCCCCAUGCAACUGGACCUAAGCUUCUCUUGCUUACUUUGGACAUAGUGGCGCUUACUUUAACCACUUCAGCAGCUGCUGCUGGAGCUUCCAUAGUCUACCUAGCCCACAACGGCAAUCCCAGCGCAAACUGGAUUGCAAUCUGCCAGCAGUAUGGAGAUUUCUGCCAGCAAGUGAGUGGGGCGGUGGUGUCGUCGUUCAUCGCAGUUGUUAUCUUCAUGUUGCUCAUUGUGCUCUCUGCUUUUGCACUCCGAAGAAAACAUUAGUUGAAAGAACAUCUAUGGGAGGAAUGCGUUUUAAGCAAACCAAACGGUGUUAAUUUAUGAUUAUGUGAUUUUAUUUUGGUUGUUUUUCUUCUCUUUUCUUUCAAGAAUCCUUUUGCCUGUUAGCUUCUUCAAUUGAUCUUGUGACUGCAAUUGUAAUGGAAAAUGUUCUCUCUCUCUCUCUCCCUCUCUCUCUCUCUCUCUCUCUCGAUAUAUAUAUAUGCAUAUUUGUUUGAUUUGUUUUCUGUUUUCGACUUUGAGAAAUAAUCUGAAUGCUCUGUUAAAAGAGUAUUAAAAACCUGACUCUCAUAUUUAAACCCUUUGGUACUUAAAACUAUAUUUAGU